AUGAGUAAUAGAAUUAAGCACACUAAAUUUGUCAUUCAACGUUUGGAAGAUGCCAAAAGGAAAAGAACCAUAGGAUUAUGUAUUGCAAUAGGUUCAGCUAUUAUUUUAGAAACUAUUUACGAGUGGGCACAGUGCCCACCAAUUCCAAAAAAUAAGAGUUUAAAGAUGGAAGCAGUAAAAAAAGCUAAAGAGCGAUUUAGAAAGUAUCCAAUUAUCAUUGCACAGUGCCAUGAAUCUGGAGCUAAAUAUGCUGCAUGUGUAUUAGCAAAGUCUGAUUUGCAAAAAGGUGAUUGUGAAAGUGAGUUUAAGGAAUUCAAGGCAUGUCUAAUGAAAGUUGCUGCAAAGAACAAUACAAAGCUAUAA
This is a messenger RNA of Heterotrigona itama, 363 nucleotides long. Lineage: Eukaryota; Metazoa; Arthropoda; Insecta; Hymenoptera; Apidae. The record is from the annotation of a GenBank genome assembly.